UAUAAUAAGCUAAGAAUUGCACAGAAUCACAUCCGGGCUAUGUUGAGCUUCCAAAAACAUGGCGACUGCAGAGGGAGGAGGAAAAGACGAGGUGAAAACACAAUUCACCACUCGGGAGGGGACGUACAAACUUAUGACCUUGUCUGAGUAUUCCCGACCUACAAGGCAACCGUACAGUGUCCAGUGCUGCCAUCCUGUAAAAGUGUCAUUUACCAGUAUUAAUGAGACUGGGGUGUGUAAUGAUAAGAUAUGCUUCAAUGUAGGUCGCGAGCUCUAUUUCUAUCCAUACAAGGGAGUACGGAAGGCAGCAGAUCUGACCAAGCCCUUAGACAAGAGGACAUAUAAAGGUGGGACACUACCAACAUGUCAUGACUUCAACCAGCUUACUGCCAAUGCUAAGGGUGUGUCUGUUAUAGUAGGCUUCUCAGCUGGACAGGUUCAACUCAUUGACCCCAUUAGAAAAGAUAUCAGCAGGAUCUACAAUGAGGAGAGAAUGAUAGACAAGAGCAAAGUAUUGUGCCUAAAAUGGGUUCCUGGAACGGAGCAUAUGUUCAUUGCAUGCCACCAGAGUGGUUUUAUGUAUGUAUACAAUGAGACUCUGGUACCAGUGAAUACACCUCCUCACUAUCAGCUUGUAAAGCAAGGAGAAGGCUAUGCUGUCUUCACAUGCAAGAGUAAAACGCCAAGGAACCCUGUCUAUAGGUGGGCAGUAGGUGAGGGUUCUGCCAAUGAGUUUGCCUUUUCCCCGGAUGCUAAUUAUAUAGCAUGUGUUUCACAGGAUGGUUUCCUUAGAGUGUUCAACUAUGACACAAUGGAACUCCAUGGCAUGAUGAAGAGCUACUUUGGUGGUUUGGUUUGUGUGUGUUGGAGCCCUGAUGGAAAGUACAUUGUAGUGGGUGGAGAGGAUGACCUUGUCACGGUGUGGUCAUUCUUUGAACAAAGGGUCAUAGCAAGGGGCAGAGGUCAUAGUUCAUGGGUCAGUGUGGUGACCUUUGAUCACUACACAACAGGGAUGAUGAACGUGGAUGGCACAGACUUUGGUAGUGAUGAUGACUUUGGUACUCAGAAUAAUGAUUUGAGUAAUAACAGGGAACGUUCGUUCAGCAAUUACUCUAGGAACUCUAUACGCAGUACAAGUGACCUCCCUCCCCCGCACCUAUACAGGUUUGGCUCUAUCGGCCAGGAUACUCAGUUGUGCCUAUGGGAAUUGACAGAGGACAUGAUCCAACAGUUCCAACCCCCUGCAAGAACUCGCACCAACACGCAGCUAUCUGCAUCCCAUUGCAAUAAUAUCUCACACAAAAGCAGCAGCAAUGCCAGCUCCAACCAUCCUGAUGGAACCCACUCCAAGUUCUCUACUCUCUCGUUGUCAGACAAACACAAGGAGAAGAACAAGAAGGACAGUGUGUCAAGUAAGAGUAGUGUCCAUUCGCAUUUGAAUAAGAUGCACCUGAGGAUCUUUGAGGAAGCAUCCAAAGCCAUUGGGACUCAGCUUUGUCCAAGGUUGGAUGAAGUACUCACAUUAGAGCCAAUUGUGGCUAAAAAGGUUGCACAUGAGAGACUAACAUCACUGCUAUUCAGAGAGGACUGCCUUGUAACAGCAUGCCAGGAAGGGUUUGUCAGUACAUGGGCCAGGCCAGGAAAAGUGGGUCUGAGUGGUACCUCAAGAGAGUUAUUGUCACGGUGAAUGUUUCAUCACAGUCAGUCAUUGCCUGAGCCUAGUUCAAACCAGGAAUGACGCAGCAAGUAACAAUGGGAGGCACAGUUGUAUGAAAGCAGCACCAUUGAUCAAAGCUUUGCUUCUUUUAAUUGUAUGGCCUGUAUCCACUGCUGCAUAUUUUUGUUGUUCUAUUACAGUGCGAGUGAUGCUCAGUCGGUAUGUGGUGCGCAGCAUACAUACAUACAUACCUACUGAUGUGAAGAGUAAGGCAAUAUUUAAGAUCAUGAGAUAAAUGUAUAUCAGUAAUUCCUUGGCAGGUAAUUAAAGAUAAACUUGAGUUCUGGUUCACAGAAUCUAAAAAAACUUUCACUGAAUGUUCAAGAUUACAAAUAAAUGUCAUGUGCCAAACAAUUUUGG
Molecule: messenger RNA, 2077 nt
Organism: Strongylocentrotus purpuratus (purple sea urchin)
Lineage: Eukaryota; Metazoa; Echinodermata; Echinoidea; Camarodonta; Strongylocentrotidae
Gene: wdr20
Product: WD repeat-containing protein 20
Exons: 5
Coding region: 59-1687 (542 amino acids)
Molecular function (GO): protein binding
Source: RefSeq, a predicted model, not a curated record